Anas platyrhynchos (mallard) is the source of this 1746-nucleotide messenger RNA. NCBI's taxonomy places the organism in Eukaryota, Metazoa, Chordata, Aves, Anseriformes, Anatidae. The record is from RefSeq and is a predicted model, not a curated record.
CCACUCCUGCCCCAGGCAUGGCUCCGCACCAGGAUGCUGCUGGUGGCACUGGGGUGUUGGGGGGCACCAAGAUGGGGGCUUGCACCCGAGUCUUCCUCCUCCUCUUCCUCUUCCUCCUCUGCGGGGUUGCAGCGGGCACUAUCACGAGCACUGUGAGUACUGCAGUAAACGCGUCCCCUGAGGAACCCACAUCAGCUGCAACAACCACGAGCCUCAGCACUACUUCCACCACCAUGGUCCCGACCACCACCAGCAUGAGCCCAACCACCAGCAUCACCUCAAGCCCGCCCACCACCUUGAGCCCGAACACCACCUUGAGCCCAAACACCACCUUGAGCCCGAACACCACCUCGAGCCCGAACACCACCUCAAGCCCGAACACCACCACCACCAUGAGGCCAACCACUACCACCACCACCACCACAACCACCACCACAACCACAAGCCCAACCACCACCACCACCCCAGGGGUCUGUGAAAAUGGAGGCACUUGGGUCAACGGCCAAUGCGUGUGUCCCCCGGGAUACACGGGCACCACCUGCGGUUCCGUCGAGAGCAGCAUCGAGACCAAAGCUGAAACCAACGUGUCGGUGAGCGUGAAGCUGCGGGUCACCAACCAGGAGUUCACCGACGACCUCCGAAACGAAAGCUCUGAAGUCUACAAGAGCUUCGUCCUCAGCUUCACCCUGCAGAUGGAAAUCGUCUACCGCAACAUUGAAGGCUACCAGGGCAUCAAGAUCCUGAGUCUGUCACCGGGCAGCAUCGUGGUGAAUCACACCGUCAUCGUUGCUGUGCUGGUGACCGCCGAUACCACGGAGAAGAUCGGUAACAUCACCAAGAAGGUGCAGGAGGAGAUCGUCCAAGCAGCGACCCAGCAGGGAGACUGCACUGAUAACAGCACCUUCUGCUUCAACGCCUCCGAAGUGACGAUCACCCAACCCUCGUACGAGUUCAAUGCAACAGCGUAUUGCCGCCAGAUCGCACCCAGUGGCUUUGAGAACUUCUACUACCCCAACACCACCAAAAGCGGCCUCACCUGCGUGUCCAACUGCUCGGCCAACACUGCCAGUGCCAUGGACUGCAACGAGGGGCAGUGCCAGCUCACCCCGACUGGCCCCCAGUGCUUCUGCCGUGAGACCAACAUCUACUGGUACCUGGAUAAUCGGUGCAAGAGCCGGGUCAGCAAGAUAACUGUGGGCCUGGGCGUGGCUGUGGCAGUCUUGUGCUUGGUCAUCCUCGUCCUCGCCAUCCUUCUCUGCAUAGCCAAGAGGCCAAAGUCAUCUGAGAGUGCCAGCGACCUGAAGGAGCACAAGGAGAACUGGUAUGAGGAAAUGAAUGAAGACUGGACCCCCGCCCAGGUUGCUUCGUCAUCCAAAAUGAAGGUCCAAAUGCAGAGCCCAGAGAGGAUCGCCACACAGCUCUGAGCAGGGAGGGGGGGACACCAGGAGGCUGCCCCCACCCAGGACACGCACAGCACUGUGGGAUACCUCCCCUGCUUCUGGGGGGGGUCGUGACCCUCCCUUUUAGGGCCAUGACCCCCACCCUUCCUGUAGCACUUCAUUUGGCCCCCACCUCUGCUAGCACAAACUGGUCCUGGCCCUGCUCUCCUGGUGAUGACCAUACUUUGGGGGCUGUGAUGUCAUUUCCGGGGUCCCCCCCCAGGUCACUUUAAGGAUCAGGACACCCCCCCUCCUCCUGCACAGGGAUGGACCCCCCCCAAUUCCAAAUAAAAAAACUAUCAAGUCA